UGAUAUUAAUAAUUACAUUAUCAUCAUGUCCGUAUAAAGUGAACGGUUUUAGCAGCCAGUUUUAAUAGAAUGGAUCCAGCUGGAGUUAGUACUGUAGGCGGGAAAUCAGUUAACAAAAAGCCUGUCCAAGAAAACGACGAAUCAGAUAACCCUCUAAAUUGCUACUAUGAUCUCUUAUUUCUUGGCCUGACUGGCCAGGGUAAAACUACCACUGUGAAUAAGCUGCUCAUAGCCAACCCUUUUGGCAAAGAUUACAAGUCAAUUUAUUUGUCACUCAAAGCAGCACUGAUUGAUCCUGAAGCGCGACAAAUGGCUUUGCAAGAUCUGUGCAUGUGGUACAUCCCCAGCGACCCUGAUGCCUUGGAGAAAAUCUCAACUCGAAUGAGAAACCUAGCAUACUAUCGAACCAAACAAACUCCUCACAAGAUGAUCAAUGAGGCUCGUGUAGAUAUGCGUGUGAAUGAGCCGACUCAAAAGUGUGAACUCCUCUCCAAUGAAACCACCAAGGUACGUGUGCUCGAUGUUCCUGGAUUUUCAGCAAAAUUGGCAAGUAUGCCAAUUGAUUUUCGUGAACGUCCUUUAUUUGUGCUUAGAGCCCACCUAGGGAAUAUGAGAAGCAUUCUUCACAUCCAAACUACCAUGGCAAUGAAGUUUAAACGUAUCCUCUACUUUCUUCCCUGCCGAGAUUCUCUCCAGAAUAUUACUUCAAGUUUAGAAGAAGAGCUUCAUUUGAUGUUCCAAUACUUUGGAAGAUCGAUAUUCGAAGCAAUGGUUCUCGUAACAACUCUUGGACCAGUUUUCUACAAGAUGGUUCCAGAGGGUACGCCUUUUCCUGAAGAUGAGUUGGAGAGAAGUAGGAGUUCCUUUCAGAAAGCUCUCCGAUCUAUUCUACCUGAAAGCACUCCCAAUCCUCCUAUCAUCUUUAUCUCGAUGUGGGAAUCAUGUGAAUCGAUUCUAAAGAAAAUUCAGGAGAUAAAUGUCGAUCUAAUUGAUGGGCUUCAACUAGAGCUUAACUCCUCUAUUUGUGCCCGAUGCUCUAUGGUCAUCGGUGAACGUAAUGGAAUGAAAAUAGCUUGUACGUCUGAUCGUAACUGGGCACAAGCAAUCAUAUACGAGCAUUCCCACUGCCAUCCCAUUCUUUUACCCAAGUACACCACAUUUCAGAAGAUCACCGGUGGCUUCAGCUAUGCUGUGAAAACUGUUGUACUAUGCGAACAAUUGGACUGGCCUGAUUUCAACGUGGAAGUAUGUCUCAAUUGCAAAGGCGAACCGGGCAGCAAAGGCUGUAUGCUGGUGAAAUCGACUUUCGAUCUAGAGGGUGAGACAUUCAAGGUUGAACACACUAAUGAAAUAAAGGAAGGUACUGCAAAUCACCGCCUGUUAUUUCAAAAAUUCAUUUCCCAAUCAGAAGCAACCCCACCGUCACCUGAUGAAGAUGCAGAUGUUAGUCCCGGUGGCUAUGAAGGAGAUUAUGAAGACAAUUCAGAGAUCAGGCAGCAAAUAAUUGCAAGAGACCAAAACUUUGAGUGGACAUCAUCUUCGUAUACAUCAGAGGGACAUUUUGAGCAGCAGCGAGUCGUAGUGAGCAUUGAACCAGAGAGAGAAGAAGUUGUAAUAAGAGCUGAAGAAAGCCAAAGUAUUGCAAGAACAUGA
Halichondria panicea is the source of this 1653-nucleotide messenger RNA. RefSeq lists its product as uncharacterized. The record is from RefSeq and is a predicted model, not a curated record. Lineage: Eukaryota; Metazoa; Porifera; Demospongiae; Suberitida; Halichondriidae. The transcript has a single exon. Bases 70 to 1653 code for a protein of 527 amino acids.